GUGUGCCGGUGAAGGCUUCGUUAAGCCAGUGGAGGUCGUGUCUCCUGUCUCAGCUCAGCUAGCCUCCAGCUCUCUCUCGUCCAGACUAAACACCCGCAAACAUGCAGGAGUGGGCCAGCCAGCUAUGCGAGAACCGACAGUUUGGAACCAAGAUGACGGACUCCAAAUACUUCACCACAACCAAGAAAGGGGAGAUCUUUGAGCUCAAGGCAGAGCUUAACAGUGAUAAGAAGGAGAAGAAAAAGGAGGCUGUAAAGAAGGUCAUUGCAUCCAUGACUGUGGGCAAAGAUGUCAGUGCCCUUUUCCCAGAUGUUGUGAACUGCAUGCAGACGGACAACCUGGAACUAAAAAAGUUGGUCUACCUCUACCUGAUGAACUAUGCCAAGAGUCAGCCAGACAUGGCAAUCAUGGCUGUUAACACGUUUGUGAAGGACUGUGAAGACCCCAACCCUCUUAUCCGGGCCCUUGCUGUUCGCACAAUGGGUUGUAUUCGUGUGGACAAGAUCACAGAGUACCUUUGUGAGCCUCUGAGAAAAUGUCUGAAGGAUGAAGACCCGUAUGUGAGGAAGACAGCUGCUGUGUGUGUGGCAAAGCUGCAUGAUAUCAACGCCCAGUUGGUGGAGGACCAAGGCUUCCUGGACACUCUCAAAGAUCUCAUCUCUGACUCCAAUCCUAUGGUUGUAGCAAAUGCAGUGGCAGCGCUGUCUGAGAUAGCGGAGUCUCAUCCCAACAGUAAUUUACUGGACCUGAACCCUCAAACCAUAAACAAGCUACUCACAGCUCUUAAUGAAUGCACAGAGUGGGGACAGAUAUUUAUCCUCGACUGUUUGGCCAAUUACACACCCCGUGAUGACCGUGAAUCCCAAAGCAUCUGUGAGCGCGUCACCCCACGACUCUCCCAUGCCAACUCGGCAGUGGUUUUGUCAGCAGUUAAAGUUUUAAUGAAGUUCAUGGAGAUGCUCCCCAAAGAUUUGGACUAUUACGGCACUCUGCUGAAGAAACUUGCCCCGCCACUGGUAACACUCCUCUCUGCUGAACCCGAGUUGCAGUAUGUGGCACUCAGAAACAUCAACCUCAUUGUCCAGAGGCGCCCAGAGAUUAUGAAGCAUGAAAUGAAGGUUUUUUUUGUUAAGUACAAUGAUCCCAUCUACGUCAAACUGGAAAAGCUGGACAUUAUGAUUCGCCUUGCAUCUCAAGCCAACAUUGCCCAGGUUCUGGCUGAGUUGAAGGAGUAUGCUACUGAGGUAGAUGUGGAUUUUGUGCGUAAAGCGGUCAGGGCCAUUGGCCGCUGUGCCAUCAAAGUGGAGCAAUCAGCAGAGCGCUGUGUCAGCACCCUGCUAGACCUCAUCCAGACCAAGGUGAAUUAUGUGGUGCAGGAGGCUAUUGUGGUCAUCAAGGACAUCUUCCGAAAGUACCCCAACAAAUAUGAGAGUGUGAUUGCAACUCUUUGUGAGAACCUUGACUCUUUGGAUGAGCCUGAAGCACGCGCUGCCAUGAUCUGGAUUGUGGGAGAGUAUGCUGAGCGCAUUGACAAUGCAGAUGAGCUGCUGGAGAGCUUUUUGGAAGGUUUCCAUGACGAAAGCACUCAGGUGCAGCUGCAGCUGUUGACGGCAAUCGUCAAGUUGUUCUUGAAAAAGCCUACUGAGACACAGGAGCUGGUGCAGCAGGUUCUAAGCCUUGCCACGCAGGACUCUGAUAACCCAGAUCUCAGGGACCGAGGCUACAUCUACUGGCGUCUGCUUUCCACGGACCCAGUUGCGGCUAAAGAGGUGGUUCUGGCUGAGAAGCCACUUAUUUCUGAGGAGACGGAUCUGAUUGAGCCGACUCUGCUGGAGGAGCUUAUCUGCCACAUUGGUACUCUGGCCUCUGUCUACCACAAGCCUCCCAGUGCCUUUGUUGAGGGCAGCCGUGGUGUUCAGCACAAGAGGCUCCCUGGCAGUGCUGGAUCUGGAGAGAGUGUGGACAGCCCAGACACAGGCUCUGCUGCCGCGGGUUCUGAUGCGCCUCCUGCUGUGAUCCCAUCCCAGGGAGAUCUCCUCGGAGAUCUUCUCAAUCUAGAUCUGACACCUCCUGCCUCCACUGGACCGCCCCCAUCAGCUCCAUCUUCUGGCAUGCAGAUGGGUGCCAUGGACCUUCUUGGAGGGGGACUGGACAGCCUGAUGGGGGAUGAUUCUGAGCCGCCGCCCGUUCCUCUGCGGUCGGACACUCCUCAGUCUCCUCAGAUCCCACAUCAGUCCCCAUCGCCCCCAGAUUACAGCCCUUCUGAGCUCGGUGGAGACCUUGGAGGAAGUCCUGCUAUGGGGGCUGGUUUCGGCGCUGCUCCAGCUGCAGCGCCAGCCUCUUUUAAUGCUCCCGUCAGUGGGGGUCUGGACGACUUGUUUGAUCUUGGAGGUGGAGUUGGCAUGCCUAUGGGAGCUUACAGCCCUCCGAAAACUGUUUGGCUGGCAGCAAUGAAGGCGAAAGGACUUGAAAUAUCAGGCACUUUCGCUCGCCGUGCUGGUGUCAUCCAAAUGGAGCUGACUUUCACAAACAAAGCAAUGACUGUUAUGAGCGAUUUUGCCGUUCAAUUCAACAAAAACAGCUUCGGUCUCGCUCCAGCUGCUCCGCUUCAGGUUCUGACCCCUCUUAGCCCAAACCAGACUAUUGAAGUGAGCCUUCCCCUAAGUACUGUUGGACCUGUUAUGAAGAUGGAUCCUCUCAACAACCUGCAGGUGGCUGUUAAGAACAACAUUGACGUAUUCUAUUUCAGCAGCCAGUACCCCAUCAGCAUGCUGUUUGCAGAGGACGGAAAGAUGGAGCGCCAAAUUUUCCUCGCAACAUGGAAAGACAUUCCAAAUGACAAUGAAUCCCAGUUUCAGAUCAAAGACUGCCAUCUCAGUUCAGAUGCCGCCUCCAACAAACUGCAGGCCAGCAACAUAUUCACCAUAGCCAAGCGUACAGUGGACGGCCAGGACAUGCUGUAUCAGUCCAUGAAACUCACCAACGGCAUCUGGGUGCUGGCUGAGCUGAGGGUGCAGGCUGGAAACCCAAGUUACACUGUCUCUGUGAAGUGCAGAGCUGCAGAGGUGUCGCAGUGUGUGUUUCAGAGCUACGAGGCAGUGCUGAAGAACUGAAAAAGCUCCCAAGCAUCCAGCCAGCUGCUGCCCUCACAGACCUCCUGGCAUCUCCUUUGUCUUUCUCACCGGACCCACGAGCUGCAUUACAUCGUCACGCAUUGCAGGAACUCCGUCCUGCAGCAUUUGACUGCAGACAUGAUCAUCCAGCCCUUUCAUUUAGUGUGAUCUUUCAAUAUAUUUUUCCUAUGACACUGCAAAGAUUCUCUGUUCCCUGUCUCGACCAGCUUCAUUGUGCACCCCUACUCUUGUGUUUGUCCCCACAAAAUCAUUCAGUUUCAUGACAUAACCUCGAACAAAAUUAUCAGAGCAGUGCAAUUUUUCCCUGCCUGAGCCAUCCUGUAAUGAUCCUUACAAGCCCCACUUUUCUUCAAAUUUAUGUCCAUUUUUAGCACUUGCAAUCAGAAAGUGAAUUGCCACUUUUGUGUGUUUAUUUGGGGGUUAUUUGAAUUGAGAUGCUGUGGAAAGUGACUUUAACUCUCCUCAUGCUCUACAGGUGUGAGGUGAACAAUGGCUGUGAGAGCCCAAGAAGAGACGCAUUUAGUUAAACUACACUAUUGUCUUUAUUUUAUAGAGUUCUCUUUAGUUUUUGCGUGGAGAAGUGGGAUCCUCUACUGUCCCUGAAAGCAAUGUGUGAGUGGAAAAUUGUGUUGGUGUGUUACUUUAAUUUUGACAUCAAUAUCUUGACAUUUUAUAGACUAGCAGCAGAUGUGCUCUGACUGCUCUCUUGCUUAGUCAUUCCAUGGUUUAAUUAGUGUCUGUAUUCUUGUUAGUGUACAUGUGACAAACUAGGUGACAGCCUGAGGGUGUGAGGAUCUUGCAACUUUGCUCUCUGUAUGUUCAGAGCAGUUUCGUUGCCACCGGACAUGAAGGCCCAGGUGACAAACACAAAUAUCAAGUUUUGUUGCACACGGAUCUACCUGAAGCAGGCUAGAACAACAUCCUGUGCAGAUCAUUUGAUGUCCAAUUGUUACACUGAAGCCCUGUUCCGCUGUUUGGGGUGAAUGCAGUUGCACCUUUACUGAUCACAAUGGAGCAAGCUGUGUAUCCUGAGUAUUUGUCUCUUUGUGUUUAAUGACUGAUUCAUAUGAGAUGCUGUAUAAAAUUAAAUCAAAUGUUUAAUCAGAUGUUUUUGAUUUGCAUACAGUUGUGUGUACAUCAUUUGAAAAGAACUAUUAAAAGUCUGGAUAAAAUCA
Messenger RNA from Cololabis saira (Pacific saury), 4309 nucleotides. It is a transcript of the gene ap1b1, whose product is annotated as adaptor related protein complex 1 subunit beta 1. Gene Ontology annotation, cellular component: clathrin adaptor complex; membrane coat. NCBI's taxonomy places the organism in Eukaryota, Metazoa, Chordata, Actinopteri, Beloniformes, Belonidae. Gene Ontology annotation, biological process: vesicle-mediated transport; intracellular protein transport. The record is from RefSeq and is a predicted model, not a curated record. Bases 102 to 3113 code for a protein of 1003 amino acids. The transcript has 24 exons. Gene Ontology annotation, molecular function: clathrin binding.